Ochotona princeps (American pika) is the source of this 1084-nucleotide messenger RNA. RefSeq names its product phosphatidylinositol glycan anchor biosynthesis class F (gene PIGF). Gene Ontology annotation, cellular component: endoplasmic reticulum membrane. Lineage: Eukaryota; Metazoa; Chordata; Mammalia; Lagomorpha; Ochotonidae. Gene Ontology annotation, biological process: GPI anchor biosynthetic process. The record is from RefSeq and is a predicted model, not a curated record. Bases 142 to 873 code for a protein of 243 amino acids. The transcript has 7 exons.
AUUGGCUGUGCGGCGAUGAGUCUCUGCCCACGCACCUGCGCCUGCGCCAGAGUCGGGGCAGCCGGUCACGCCUGAUGGUGGGAGGCUGAACGACCCCUUCCCUUCGCGGGCGGGAGCGUUAGACAAACCCAGGAGAGCACCAUGAAAGAUACUGAUAUCAGGAGGCUACUCUAUGCCCAUCUUUUGUGCAUAUUUUUCAUUAUCCUGAGCACUUUCGUUCCAUCAUUCUUCUUGGAGAAUUUCUCUGUAUUGAAAACGCACUUGACCUGGUUGUGCAUCUGUUCUGUGUUGGUGACCGUUGUCAAUCUAGUGCUGUAUUUAGUCGUGAAACCAAAUACAUCCUCUAAAAGAAGUUCGUCAUCACCCAAGGUAACCAGGUUUCUGAAAUGCUGCAUCUACUUUCUUAUGUCUUGCUUCUCCUUUCAUAUAAUUUUUGUGCUAUAUGGAGCACCGCUCAUAGAGUUGGUGUUGGAAACAUUUUUGUUUGCAGUGAUUUUGUCUACCUUUACCACUCUGCCUUGUUUAUGUUUGUUGGGACCAAAUCUCAAAGCAUGGCUAAGAGUUUUCAGUAGAAAUGGCCAGGUGAACCAUGUUGAAGCCAGGAGCCAAGAACUCCAUCCUGGUCUCUCACAUGGAUGGCAGGAGCCCAGAGUUUCAUCCAUUUGGGAGAAUAGUCUGCAAAUCACUACAAUUUCUAGUUGUAUGGGGGCGUGGCUUGGAGCAUUUCCUAUUCCCCUGGACUGGGAAAGACCAUGGCAGGUAUGGCCCAUCUCCUGUACGCUUGGAGCAACCUUUGGCUACGUGGCUGGCCUCAUCAUUUCACCACUCUGGAUAUACUGGAAUAGAAAGCGACUUACAUACAAGAACAAUUAACAGGAGCCAAGGGGGAAAGAUGCUUCUUUUGUGCAGAUUCCAUAGGGCUGUGCAGAAAUGUCCAUGGGCAGAGCCGAGCAGUUCAUUUACAGCACUGUUUUUUUUUUUUUUUUUUAACGUAGUUCACAACAUGAUUGUGAUUGUAGCUUUUUAAACUAUGAAACCCCUGAGAGAUUGUAUCUUCUAGUUGAAAUAAAGUAUUUAUAAUAGA